UUCCCUCUUUUAUUACAGUUUAUUAUGCUGACAUACAUCUUUAUGUUGGCUUGGCUUGGAGUUACAGCCUUCACUUCUCUGCCUGUUUACAUGUACUUCAAUCUAUGGACCAUUUGCCGAAAUGCCACCUUAGUGGAUGGAACUAAUCUCUGCUUGGAUCUUCGCCAGUAUGGUAUUGUAACAAUUGGAGAGGAAAAGAAGGUUUGUACUACAUCAGAAAGUUUCAUCAAGAUGUGUGACUCAAAUGAGCUAAACAUGACAUUCCACUUGUUCAUUGUGGCACUCGCUGGAGCAGGAGCAGCAGUCAUUGCUAUGGUAAGCUCCCCAACACCAUUUUUGUUGGGACCUGUCUUGUUAAAUGACUUAAUUGAUGACCUGGACAACGGGAUUGAGUACACCCUCAGAUGCUUUGAGUGUUGCAUCAAAUGCCUGGGAGGCAUUCCCUAUGCAUCUUUGAUUGCUACCAUACUGCUGUAUGCUGGUGUUGCACUGUUCUGUGGUUGUGGACAUGAAGCACUUUCAGGAACUGUCAACAUUCUGCAAACCUACUUUGAGAUGACAAGAGCUGCAGGAGAUGUUAUUGAUGUCUUCACUAUGAUUGACAUCUUCAAGUACGUGAUAUAUGGUGUAGCAGCUGCAUUCUUUGUAUAUGGCAUUUUGCUGAUGGUGGAGGGAUUCUUUACAACUGGUGCCAUCAAAGAUCUCUAUGGGGAUUUCAAAAUCACCACUUGUGGCAGAUGUGUCAGUGCCUGGACUUCAAACUUUGUCAGAGAUCGUGCUGAUGUUCCAUUUUACUUCACUAAGCUUGCUGCUAUUUCUGAACAAUUUUAA
Molecule: messenger RNA, 831 nt
Organism: Meleagris gallopavo (turkey)
Lineage: Eukaryota; Metazoa; Chordata; Aves; Galliformes; Phasianidae
Source: RefSeq, a predicted model, not a curated record